Wyeomyia smithii (pitcher-plant mosquito) is the source of this 1302-nucleotide messenger RNA. RefSeq lists its product as uncharacterized. Bases 131 to 1240 code for a protein of 369 amino acids. Gene Ontology annotation, molecular function: zinc ion binding. Lineage: Eukaryota; Metazoa; Arthropoda; Insecta; Diptera; Culicidae. The record is from RefSeq and is a predicted model, not a curated record. The transcript is spliced from 3 exons. Gene Ontology annotation, cellular component: nucleus.
UCUACUUUAUCGAUUUUCCGCAGUCAAACACUUUUUGACAACUAUAGUUUUAAUGUUUUAUUGUGUAUGCAAAAAGCCUCGAAAACAAUUGUUUUAGGUGAAACCGGAACAAGCGUGCUGUGUGGCAGUAAUGGCCAACGUAACGGUGUUGUUCGAGUACGAGGAACCGGAAUACUGCCGGUUGUGUUUAUCCGAACCGAGCGACGACAAUGAAUUAACGAAAAUUGGCCAGAGUCGCAUCUGCGGAGAGGACGGUGCCAUUCCUGUGAUUGAAUCAUUACUGCUAAUCAAGCUGGACCCUAGAACCGAUUCCAACUCGCUAAUUUGCUCUACAUGUUUGGAAAGUCUGGAAGAGUUUCAUCGCUACAGCAUUCGAUGCCGUGCGAAUAAUGUAAAGCUACAGAAGAGAACCCACGAGCGAAAUCAGCGGCAGAUUGCACUGGCGAAAAAUGCCAUCGAUCACACUAACGUGCUCGAUGAAGUCAACGAAGGAGAUCCCAUCAAGGUGAUUAUACGGAUGAAUGCCGCUGGUAAAUCGUCCAUUCGAGUAGAGAUUCAUAAGGGCCCGCAGCAAGGUGAAAUCAAGCGUGAGAUAUUGAGUCCAGCUGCAAAGCAGCCCCAGAAAACUGACGAUCGCAAGGAAGCGAUCUCAACCAAGUCGUCUCGAAACAAAGCCGGAUCCGGCAAACUAGUGAUGUUACCCGCAGCGCAAUUCUAUUUUUAUCAUGCAACCAACGACAGUUACGGAUUUAUCUACGGUGGUUACCGGUAUCAAAACUCCGUUUCGCGAAAAAAGCGAACUUAUUGGGUUUGCGAGCAGCGCAAAAGUCACGACUGUUCUACGCUGCUAGUAACGGACAAGAAAUAUACGCUCUUUUUCGUCAACGUUGGUCACAACCACGAUCCGCCUGCACUGCGGGACAACCUCAUCAUAUACAAACCGGCAAGUGUGCUGUCCGAAGUAAUACAACACGAACAAAUUCGAGAGCAAGAAUUGACGACACGCAAAGCUAAACAACUGGAGACGCAAGUUAAACAGGAAUCCUCCGAUUCUGAAGACGAGGACACAUGCGAUGAGAUAUUUGAAAUAUCUGACUCGGAUGAUUUCGACAUUCUUACGGAGGCAGCAAUUAAAGUAGACUCAGAUGAAGACGAAAAGCCCAAGGCGUCCACGUCAUCGCUAACAAAAAUUCGGGUUGACGCGGGUGAAUCCAUGUAUGUUAUUGAAGAACUUGCUUAAAUAGCGCAUAAAUGCGCAUCUAUGAAAUAUUCAAUAAACGAAGGCGCUUGCCAGGAAACGUA